Messenger RNA from Xylona heveae TC161, 2691 nucleotides. RefSeq lists its product as hypothetical. Lineage: Eukaryota; Fungi; Ascomycota; Xylonomycetes; Xylonales; Xylonaceae. The transcript has 4 exons. The annotation marks the transcript as partial. The record is from RefSeq and is a predicted model, not a curated record.
CAUUCACCGCACGAGGAAGUCGCGUGUGAGCAAACAGUGAAUCAAUUCCGGCUCUUGCAUUGCUUCUUCUCAUUUGACGUGUUUGUUUGCCCAUAAUGGACUCUACACUUCUCACCAUCGUCUCUUUCCCAGAGCUUCAAAUUGCAUAAUGACCUCUCAAUCUCGAAAGCGCAAACAUCGAACUGAGUUAGAACUCGAGAGGCCGCACAAGCAACGAAGAACUUUGGCAACAGACACGCAAGAGACAGAAGCUCAGAACAAUUUGUACAGCCAGUCAAUCUCAAAUGCAACAUUGAAACGUAAAGAUCGAACUGAAGAACAGCCUCAAGACGAAACCCCUGACAAGGAGUACAAGGUCAGGGAUAUUAUCGGGGAAACAAGAACAAAGUAUCAAGUAGACUGGGAAGACGAUCCGGUCACUGGAGAGAAAUUCAGACCGACUUGGGAACCAAAGAGCUUCGUAAACGCAGCAGCAAUCGAAGACUGGGAGAACAAGAAAUCGCAGAAGAGACAGCAGGAAAGAGCUGCACCGAAAAGUCGCCGACGCAAGACUAGAUCAACAAAGGAAGUUACCCCGCCGUCAAGCAGAAGACUCUCACCAGGACUCGCUAUUACCGCUGAGGCUGCCUCGGGCCUGCAGAGCAGUAGUAACUCAGCGAAAAGACCCCGGACGCGAUCGAGAAGAUUGCAAAGAGUUGUCGAAUCCUCGCAAGCAUCCACUCAACCUACACAAACAACAGCUCUCCCACCAAAAAGUGCCGAACCUGCAAACAGUGUCGAGAUCACAAGCAGCUUGAUUCUUCCUGAGCAUCCCGCAUCCUCUCCCCAGCUGCAGGAUCAUCGCCUAUCUCCCCCAUACGAACCAGGUUUAAAUACUACCACCGCUCAGGAUCUUUUGAUCAACAUCACACAACCUAGCGAUUUUGAUCCAGAGAACUAUCAACCUUUCUCCUCUUCCUUCGCGACGCAACGAUCAGAGACACAGCAGGAUUUGCCGCUCGGAAAAGAGAACCAAGAAGAGACCCAAGAGUCCAGAGUUUCAAGCGCUAAUUCAUCUCCGCUUCUUCCAACGUAUCGUCACAGGCUGGUCGUGCCCGACUCACAAACCUCGCUAGAAUCCUCAAGUUUCGACCCAGCAGCAUCCAUUCGAGAGUACAUUCGAUCGAUAAACGAUCCAGAGAACGUUUCAGGCUCAGCACUAACUCGCAACACCACCCAAACUGGUUUUCACUCCACAUCCGAUAUUCCGCUUGUCAGCGAUCCUAUAGAGGACCCAUCUAGCUCUGAAGCUGAGCAAAGGCCUGACCCCAUAAACCACAUUGCGAUAUCUUCAGAGAUCUCGGAGAGUUCAGCUUCAACUCCUCCCCCAGCGGACGCGCAAGAAGAGUCAGAGUCUCAGGCCCUUCAAGGAAGUCAUCUUAGUAGCAGUGAAGAGUCGCAAUUCAUUGCUCUUCAAAAUUCACAGGAACUUCCCGCUGGUCAAGGAAACGCUAUUCUUCUGCCUAGCUUUUCCGAAGAAGACCCUUCCUCUUUUGCCGGUUCUUUGGCCCAUCCUUCAAAGACUCUAGACAACUCGAGCUUGCAGAAGCCUGUUCUCAGCACUGCACUUAGCGAUUCUCCAGAUAAAGAAUCAGGACCUGCAUUUUCGCAUAACACUGUUGCUUCUAAUCCCAGCCCGACCUGGCCAUCUCACUUCAGUCCCUCGGCAGAAGGAUUGUCGGAUAUUCGUCCUGCGCAGCAACAGUCGCGCCCACGGCACUCUCCGCCAAAGUUCAGCGUCGACGACGACCACAACGUUGAUCGAUCAGGCAGUGGACCCCAGGAUAUCACCGCUGGUACUGCGUUUCGAACUCAAAUCUCUCAUCAAUUGCAGCCCAGCAUUGAAAAAGAAUCCGGUGAAAGCCUAACAACUGAGAAAUUUCUAACUCAGCCUUUGCAGUCUUUUGAGACUAGUUCCACUGACCUGAACCAACAGGCUCGGCAAGUGCUUCCAGAGGAUCUAAAUUGGCAGACGGGAACCUACGAGGAAACCAUAACAUCUGAGGCAAAUUAUUCAUUUGCAAGCCCCCUGCACCCUGAUCGCCCAAGCCGACAGCUUGCAUUACCUCGAGAAAUAAGGCACCCUCGAAAUAUUCACUCUUCGGCCGGCUUUGAAAGUGUUCUUGACGCACUAGGCCAGUCUGGGCGAGUGCUCUCUAGCUCCACCCUCCCCACUGCUCCUUCUGAAGCCCCAGACACAUUUCUCUCAAAUCACCAAAACAGGCCACAGACGCCUGAAGACGAGGACAUGUCGGAUCUUCCACAACAUCAGGCGAGUUCUCCUUCGAGCCUACCGGCCGGAUCUCCUGGAGCUGCUGUACGAGAAAGAUUACGAGCUUUACGCGCCGCUACAGCUUCCGCGCGCGGCGGAAACACCCCCUCGCCGACAUCCUCGCCGAUGAGUACGCAACCGCCGCUGCCGAGGAUAGUAAAGGAAGGCGUCUCAACACAAUCGCCUGUCUCUGAAAGAUCACCAACUCCAGCUGACCUGCCGGAAGGUGCUAAGUCUCCAUCCGUAAUCCCUGAUCGUCCACCUCUACCUCCACCUUCGUCCCUCCUUGCACCAAAGUCUGUCCGGGUACACGAUUUCCACACUAGCCAUGCGCCAGCGCACCAUAGUCCAUUAGCUCUCCACAAGGAGAGGGCCAGCCC